This is a messenger RNA of Mobula hypostoma (lesser devil ray), 1995 nucleotides long. RefSeq lists its product as uncharacterized. The transcript has 17 exons. The record is from RefSeq and is a predicted model, not a curated record. Lineage: Eukaryota; Metazoa; Chordata; Chondrichthyes; Myliobatiformes; Myliobatidae. Bases 145 to 1995 code for a protein of 616 amino acids.
CCGGGAGCGGGCUGAGCCGUCAGAUCGUGUCCAGGUGGCUUGUGGCUGCGGUCCACCUGUGGGGGUGCCAAAGGCGUCGCGCAGCUUGGCUGUCUUCACCGUUUCCCUCAGGAGUCUGGAGUGUUUUCCCUCAAGGAUGUUAUAAUGAUUGCUGCAUUGACUGCAGGACAGAUGAUUUCUGCACCAUCUCUUCAUUCAGCCAUGUUACCGGACCAGUGGAAGUGGAAAACCCUCGGAGGCCUUCUAGGAAACAGAUUUUAUUUUCUAAGCCUGUGGAUCUCUCAUACCUUGUCUUUUAUCGCCAUGUAUAUUGCGUUAAUUUAUUGGCUUGUGGAUAAAGGCCUUUCACUGUUGGACUUUGCAGUAUUUGGUGUAAUGAUAGUAGGGCUGCAGCUUUCUUCAUUUUAUAUCAAAGCACUUGCAGAUGUGACUGAGAUCGGGGAAUUACUGAGAGGUUCUCAGAUGUUCAGAAUUUGGUUGAAGUGCAAAGCUGCCUGUAAUAUUGUCCUCAUCAAUUGUUUUAUCUUUUCCUGGAUCAUCAUCACUACUCGUUUAGAAGAAGAUGAGGGGAACCAAGGGAACAAGAGGAAAGUGUGUGGUGAUUCCAUCAAGGACGCUUUAAUAGUUGCCUUGCAGUUCGUUGGCCUGAUGUUGCCAUUGGUGAAUGUUAUGAUAAUGGUGUACUUGAUGUACAAGAAGAUUUUUUAUGCAGAAUUGGUGUUCUCUCAAACUUGUAUCUUUAAACUGGUAUUCUCAAUUGGCAUUUCUAUCAGCUCUUUGAUUCCAGGUUUUUACAGCAAGGACACUGUCACAUUUGCUGCAACAAUCACAGUGGUAGUGUUGCUUCCAGUGGUUUUUAUUUCUUUGGUGAUUCUUUGGUACAGAAGUAAGUAUUAUUGUCCACACUUGCAAUUCACUAAAACCAGCAUUGACAGCCUACCUAGAGCUGAGAUGAGCCACCCAGCUCGGCACUGUGAGGUCACCUUCACCACAAAAACUGCGACGGUUCAAGCAGGCCGCUCACUCCCGCCUUCUCAAAGGCGUGAACUGCUGGCCUUGACGGCGACGCCCGGUCCAACAAAACUGGCCACGUCGCCGGAUCUUCUGAACUCAUUUAACACAGCCCGCAGCACCAUGCGGUUCACAGAGGCCCCUGGAGUGUGCGGUCUCGCUAUUUUCACUUACCUCUCUGCUGUUACCGCCGCCCUAACACUGAGGGUGCAUCAGGACAGAGUGAAUGGAACCGCCGGCCAGUCCGUGCUCCUGCCCGUCUCUUACACAGUCCCGGACCCACACGGGUAUCUGCGGAUCACAUGGACCGGAGGCGGGAACGCUAGUGUUUGUAUAGAAUAUACAUGCUUCUCAGGGCAAGAAUGUCACCUCAGUGACAGGAGAUCACACAUCACUGUCUCCGAAACGUGUAAACACCGGGCGCUGCUUUUCCCGGAGAACGCUUCACUGUUACUGAGAGACCUGCAGAUCAACGACAGUGGGAUUUAUGAAUUAUCCAUUAGCGACUCUACGGGGACGGAAAAUGGAAGCUUGGUGUUAACAGUUCGAUUUGAUGGAACAACUUCCCAGGCUACAGACAGGACUCCAGUGAUAAAGGUGAUAAAGAAUGAAGUCAUUAUUCCACCUGUUGUGUUCGCUGCUGCUGUCAUCAUCUUGUGCCUUGUUGUGAAAAUGCAAAGAGUCUGUAAAGGAUCUCACAAACAAAGAGCAGAGGGGCGUAAUUCACAGGAUCAUCGGGAACCACAGGCUGGAGAUGGUGUGCUCUACACUGAAGUCAGUUGGACACAACAGACCAAUGCAAAAAGGAAAAUGCAUACAUCCGAAGAUACAAUUGUGUAUGCUUCUGUGCAUGAAAAUUCAUCAACGGGCUGCCCUGGUGUGUUGUAUACGGAGGUAAAGUCAUCGGGCGUCACAAGAACUGUGAGAAGUAAGAUGCAGAUUCCUCAAGGGAGUACAGAAUAUGCUGAGAUCAAAAGAAUUUAG